Phlebotomus argentipes is the source of this 1032-nucleotide messenger RNA. RefSeq names its product synaptobrevin (gene Syb). Gene Ontology annotation, molecular function: syntaxin binding; SNAP receptor activity. The transcript is spliced from 4 exons. The record is from RefSeq and is a predicted model, not a curated record. Gene Ontology annotation, cellular component: SNARE complex; plasma membrane. The coding region runs from base 210 to 641 and encodes 143 amino acids. Lineage: Eukaryota; Metazoa; Arthropoda; Insecta; Diptera; Psychodidae. Gene Ontology annotation, biological process: vesicle-mediated transport; vesicle fusion.
CGGCGGCCAUUGUUUGUGAUUUUGUGGACGUCAGUGUCUGAGGAAAAGUCUUGAAGAUAAUUUUUUAUCUUAUUUAGUGCACUCAGCUCCUCAUAUCACUAUCAAUUGAGCACAUCCACCAACGGAGAGCCUUCUGCCAGUGGAGUUGAGUGCGAAAGUGCGCGACAGAGCAAUUAAAUCACACCGCGAGUCCAGAGAAAGCAGCGAAAAUGGCCAGCCAGGACACAUCGGCCUCGGGAUCGGGCGUUAACAAUUUCCCCGUUUUGCCGCCGCCGCCCAGCAACAGCGCCGCCGCGCCCGGAGGCCAGGCGGGCGCCGGCAACAAGCGGCUGCAGCAGACCCAGGCGCAGGUGGACGAGGUGGUGGGCAUCAUGCGGGUGAACGUGGAGAAGGUGCUGGAGCGCGACCAGAAGCUGUCGGAGUUGGAUCAGCGGGCGGACGCGCUGCAGCACGGCGCGUCGCAGUUCGAGCAGCAGGCCGGCAAGCUGAAGCGGAAGCACUGGUGGGCCAACAUCAAGAUGAUGAUCAUCAUGGGCGUCAUCGGGGUGGUUCUCCUUAUCAUCAUCAUCGUAUCACUCUUGCCAUCGUCCUCAAGCACCAACGCACCAAUUGAGUCGGCACCGAACGACGCGGGACAUUAAGAAGCACAAGCGAUCAAAAAAAAUGCGUAGAAUUGAGGGAGAAGAAAGAGAAGAGUGAAGGGAGAAAAUGGGCACACGAGGAUUAAUAACUAAAACAUGAGAGAGAAGUUAGUAAAUAACAAUAAAUGUCAUGUGGAAAUCGAAGUUAAUUUGCGCGAUUUCAGUGGGUAAAAAAAUAAGAAGGAAUGGAAAGUAUUUCCGGGGGUGGGAAAAGUGCCUCUUAAUUGUAUUGUAAAAACAUUAUUCCUGAUUACUGAAUAUUUCUGUCGCAUAAGGUAAAUUAGUUCCGUGCAGAACUAAAAAGGCAAACUUGAGUGUCAAAAGAUACACAUAUAAAUUAUAUAACACAAUAAUAAUGGAUAAAUAUAUGUUGGAGGAGAGAAAAGCUUGA